GAAGUGAAAACCAGACCCACGCCUGUCACACCUACCUUCUCGCAGCGCGCAGGGAUGUAACCUGCCGUCUCCUCGGGGCUGUGCGGAGGACGUGACCUGCCACUCGGGUGGUGUCACUCGGGGCUGCUCCGCCAUAAAGACCUAGUUCCCUAGCUCCAUAGAUGAGUUCCAUCUCAAAAAACAUACAGCUGCAGGUUCUUACUGGUUCCCACGUUGUUAUCUUUUCCGGGAAUGCACCUGUAAAUGCAGCAAACAAAACACUUGGUGUCUGUAAAGGCACAGUAAGGAUGCCUUGUAAAGCCAUGGCAAUGACAGGCCCAACACCCUGCUCGUCCAUGAGUAAUCACACCAAGGAGCGAGUUACGAUGACAAAAGUGACAUUAGAAAAUUUCUACAGCAAUCUUAUCGCACAGCACGAGGAACGAGAGAUGAGACAAAAGAAGCUAGAACAAAUGAUGGAAGAAGAAGGCUUAAAAGAUGAAGAGAAAAGAAUCAGGAGGUCUGCACAUGCACAAAAGGAAACAGAGUUUCUUCGCCUAAAGAGAACAAGGCUUGGUUUGGAAGACUUUGAGUCUUUAAAAGUAAUAGGCAGAGGAGCAUUUGGAGAGGUGCGACUUGUCCAGAAGAAAGAUACAGGGCAUGUUUAUGCAAUGAAAAUACUGCGUAAAGCUGAUAUGCUUGAAAAAGAGCAGGUUGGCCAUAUUCGUGCAGAGCGGGACAUUCUAGUGGAGGCAGACAGUUUGUGGGUUGUGAAAAUGUUCUAUAGUUUUCAGGACAAGUUAAACCUCUACCUUAUCAUGGAGUUCCUGCCUGGAGGUGAUAUGAUGACACUGUUGAUGAAAAAAGACACUCUAACAGAAGAAGAGACACAGUUCUAUAUAGCUGAGACCGUGCUAGCCAUUGAUUCUAUUCAUCAGCUGGGUUUUAUCCAUCGGGACAUAAAACCCGACAACCUUCUUCUGGAUAGCAAGGGCCACGUGAAACUCUCAGAUUUUGGUCUGUGUACUGGACUAAAGAAAGCUCACAGAACAGAAUUUUAUAGAAACUUGAACCAUAGUCUUCCUAGUGACUUCACUUUCCAGAACAUGAAUUCCAAAAGGAAAGCAGAGACUUGGAAGAGAAACAGACGGCAGCUGGCUUUUUCUACCGUGGGUACUCCAGAUUACAUUGCCCCUGAAGUUUUCAUGCAGACUGGAUACAACAAGCUUUGUGACUGGUGGUCACUUGGCGUCAUCAUGUACGAGAUGUUGAUCGGUUAUCCACCGUUCUGUUCUGAGACUCCUCAAGAAACAUAUAAGAAAGUAAUGAAUUGGAAAGAGACUCUGACGUUUCCUCCAGAAGUUCCAAUAUCCGAUAAAGCAAAGGAUCUUAUUUUAAGAUUUUGCUGUGAAUGGGAGCACAGAAUUGGUGCAUCUGGUGUGGAGGAAAUAAAGAGUAACCCAUUCUUUGAAGGGGUUGAUUGGGAGCAUAUCAGAGAGAGACCUGCUGCAAUUUCAAUAGAAAUUAAAAGCAUUGAUGAUACCUCAAACUUUGACGAAUUCCCAGAAUCUGAUAUCCUUAAACCAACAGUGGCAACAAGCAACCAUCCAGAGACUGACUACAAGAACAAAGACUGGGUUUUUAUCAAUUACACCUACAAGCGUUUUGAAGGUCUGACAGCCCGAGGAGCAAUACCAUCCUAUAUGAAAGCAGGAAAGUAAUAAAUCUUUACCUGGGACGACUUCUGAGCUGUGGAAUUCUGUUCCUGUACUUUGGGUUUAUACCCAUAAAAGAACUUUUUCUUUUCUUAAAGAAAACUUGAGGGCUGUCAACUCUUGGAGAAGACUUCAGGACCCUGUUUCGUUACACACUCUGGUUGUUACUGAGGAUUUUUUCUUUUUGCGCCAUUGAAAAAUUCCACAAAAUGUUUGCGUCAUCUCUGCUGCAAGCAUGUUUUGCUGCUUCAGGAACAAGAGUUUCAGUUUUCUUCUUAAAUUCUUUGCCAGAUUGUACAGUCUAGCAGGAGAUGAGAGCAAGCCUUCACUUUGACGUUGCAAAGCACGUGAUGUUUAUAGGGACUGUUCUGCCAGUCCUGCAUUAAGUGACAAACUCAAUCUGCCAACUCUGCCAGCGCUGUGCUCCCAGUGGCUAAGGACUUCAGUACAGAGGAAACAAAGCAAUAAUUAAAGCUUGAGAUAGACAACUCUCCAGUGAGCUAUCUAGUAGAAGGACACAACUCGUAUUGCCUUAACCUUAGUUUGUAGUGCUGUUUUUUAUAAUGCUACUUGGAAGCCCCUUUAAUAGCAUUUCUCAACUCUGUUACAGUGGCCUCCAGUUGCAGUGCACUUUACUUUUGGUACUAAGACAGUGACCCUCAAGCCAUUUAAUAUUUUGUUUCUAAAUUUUUUUUUUUCUUUUUUCCUAGACAGUGAUAAGAGAAACGGGCCACUUCUUCCACCAAGCGCCAAGUUCUCAGUGGCUGUAUGAAAGGCUGGAUCUACAAACAAUGCAGAUAAAAACCACAGCUGGUAACACAAGUUAAUCUGAAAUUAGGGCAGAGAGGGAGGGAAAUUCAUUUAACCUGAUCCUUGGUGGACACCUUGUGUACAGCUGGGUCAGCCCUGAGGCUUCCCGGUCCUGCUGCUGCCAUCUUUUGGCCACUUUUAAUAUUUGCUGCAUGUUCAUCGGUUUAAAGACAAAAACCAUCUCAGGGCUGGACCAUCUGUCCCUGUAGUCUUCCAAAACAGACAGUGCCUCGUGGGGUCACUUUUGGGGCAGCGGAACCCACCAUGUCCACACUUUGAUUAUUGCCUAGUGUAAUUUAUAAAAAUACAUUCAGUUACGAUGAAGGCUGCUCUCCAGGAGAGCCCCAAAGUGCCUUUCCUUGCCUAAGCAUCUCUCGGAGCAUGGCUGCAUUUUGGGAAGGAGGAUUCAGCCUCACCUGAGCUCUUGCUAAUUCCUUUUUUUUAUAAGCAUGAGCUCCACUUUGCACCUGUUUUGUAGUUAACUCUGCACUUUCAGGGGCAGGUGGUGUUAACCUUGGGCCUGCCUGGGUCCAGUCUACAAUUUGCAAUUUUUUUUUUUUUCUUUAAAUUGAAUGAGGUUUCUAAAGAUAUGUAUCAAUUUGAACUGUCUUGGAUUCUUGCAAACUUCUAUUGGUGCUGAACACUAACUGCCUAGCACAGACAAAACCCUAGCAGUUUAGAAACAAAGCUAGAGCAGUGUUUCAAAGUAAAAGGAAGGCUUUCAGGUAUAUUUAGUCAUAACUUUCUAGAUUAGGAAAUGAAAGAAAAUGGGUUUGUAGUGAAACUUUUUUUAAUAGGUGCUUUUAGGGAAUUUUUACUUGGAUGUCUUUUGAAUUGAGUGCCAUCAUGAAGGACUGAUUGGGGUGUCAAAAGUACUGUUUAUAGCUAAAAUUGGGUGAUAACUCGUUAGCAUCCUUUCCCUGAUCACCCCUUGUGCAUUUUAUAUGUGUCCUAGGAGUUCAAUGAAUUGCCAUAAGCAGUUUAGAUACCAGUUGGAUCCUACAAAGCUGAAAUGCAAAACUAGCCUUAAUUAGAAGUACCAGGAUCACUGUAGUCAGUAGGGCUUACGCAGAUGAAUAAGGGCUAACUGAAGUGAUGUUUUAUAGGAUCAGGCUUUUUAUCAACUAGUCAGCAAUAUCACCUUCUGCUCCUUUUUUAUGAAGGACUGAUACAAACUUCUCAAAUUGCUCCAUCUCCUUAUCCUGCAGUUUAUUCUAGCCAUUUGAAAAUGUUGCCUUAUAAACUAUUGGAAAACUUAGAGGUAUUAAUAUCAAAACAUUUUUUUUUAAAUUCCUAACAGCUUAGUUACUGCCUUAAAAUAAAUAAAUAAAAAAAACCAUCAAGAGCUGCUGUGGAUUAGGAAUAAAUGAUUUUGACAUAGUAGCUGCGUUAUGAGCCCUUUACUAAAAGGGACUGGUGUUUUUAUUUAUAAAUACCAAAGAUGAAGCUAAACAAUUAUAAGUUGUGUUAUCUUGCUGUGAAAAAAACCCCUAUAUAGUAAUAUGUAUUGUGCAUUUUUAGUGCAUGUGUUUUAAAGUCUUCUGAAACCUCAGAUUGUUCACUUCGAGUUAAAGGUGAAGUUUUUCAAAGGCAGAAGGAGCAGUUGGGUACCUCACUCCUCUUCCUUCAGUAGAAGUUGUGUGUCUUUGGUUAAGUCCUCUUGGACACACCUUUCCAGCGGUUGCAUUGGAAGCCUGCUUCCUAUUACAGUUGUUCACUAAUACUAGGAAAACAAAGUACAGUGUCUUCUUUCCAGGAUCCAUACUUCACUGCUAACAGUUUAAGACUUUUUGUAUGCCGGUUCCAUCUCCCAUGUCAGCCAAACAUUUUUCUUAGCUGCUGGCUUGUGUAUUGAGGUUGGAUGUAGCUUUUAGCUCUUUUUUUUUUUUAAGUUGCAAGCAGUUGCUGGACUUCCAGGAGUAAUUCCAAUUUGCAUUUCCAAUGGAUCUGAACAUGAAUUAUGUUGCCAGUUCAUCUCUGUAUCAUGCCUAGCACAAAACUGCACUAAGUGUUUCUUAUCACUGUGCCCUGACUCUGCCUUAACCUGUAAGCUGAAAAAGUGUUCUGUAAAUAUUUAAAAGCUGUUACUAAAUUGCACUGUAAAAUUUGGCAGGUGUAUUUGUGUGUUGCUGAGGGAGCCAACUUUUUAUGGAAUGAUCUUUGCAUUGUGUUGUGUAAAUAAAAUCCUCUUAGUAAACACA
Messenger RNA from Tyto alba (common barn owl), 4705 nucleotides. RefSeq names its product serine/threonine kinase 38 (gene STK38). The transcript has 14 exons. Gene Ontology annotation, biological process: peptidyl-serine phosphorylation; intracellular signal transduction. Gene Ontology annotation, molecular function: ATP binding; protein serine/threonine kinase activity. NCBI's taxonomy places the organism in Eukaryota, Metazoa, Chordata, Aves, Strigiformes, Tytonidae. The record is from RefSeq and is a predicted model, not a curated record. Bases 162 to 1700 code for a protein of 512 amino acids.